Molecule: messenger RNA, 1191 nt
Organism: Emiliania huxleyi CCMP1516
Lineage: Eukaryota; Haptophyta; Isochrysidales; Noelaerhabdaceae
Exons: 7
Coding region: 24-950 (308 amino acids)
Source: RefSeq, a predicted model, not a curated record
CUCUGGGCGCGGCUAACGCGACGAUGCGCUGCCGCCUGCUCGUCCUCGUCGCGCUGGCGCAGGCGCGACCGCAGCAGUAUGACCCCGAGGGUGGGCGAGGUCCGUCUCGGCCCGCCGUCGCCGGCGUCCCAGGCGCCGCUCCUCGUGCCACUGGCCCUCCGCUCUCCCGGCAGCCGGGCCAGCCGGGGCAGAUUGGGCGCGCGGUGCAGCGAUACCAGUCCUUCGUCAACGGCGCGGCCAAGGUGUCGCGAUGGAUCCACGUGGGGUGCGGCUUUUGGGUCAUCGUCUCCACGCCAGUCUCGCUGAUCUCGUCGGGCGUCUCCCUUCGGCCGGCCGAGAUGAUGCUGUGCGGCUACCUCGGCUUGUUUGGAUUCGUGCUCGCGGGCUGCGAGCUGCCGCUUGCGCGUGGCCUCUUCGAGACAUACUGCCGCUUCCUGUACACGACGCAGGGCAGGCUCCUCUUCAUGGCUCACGUCGCAGUCGUCGCCUGGUCUUGCAAGUACGUCGGCAUCCUCACCAAGGCGAGACGCUGCUACCGCACGCUGCUCCUCUUCAACGCCCUCAUCUCCGCCUACGUGUACAACUCCAAGGCAGCCGCCGCGCUGCACCACUUUGGAGUCGCGGACGAGCGCGCGCAGGGGGAGGUCGGCGACGCCGUCAACCGCGCCAAGGAGGCGCUCGGCGAGGUGUCGUCGAUGAGCCGGCUGCUCGGCGUCGGAAAGAUCUUUGGCUUGGGGAGCAAGCCGCCCGCGCCGCCGCCGGCGCCGCCCAGCGCAUACCGCGACUCAGACUACGGCGGCACGGGCGGCGGCGGCUACGGCGACGGCGGGUACGGCGACGGCGGAGGCGGCUACGGCGGAGGCGGAGCAGGCGGCGGCAGGGGCGGCGGCUAUGGAGGCGGGUCGGCAAAGUCCACCGACCCCGACGACGUCUGGGGCGGCGGGCGGUAGCGGCGGGCGGCGGGAGCUGGGGACAGUGACGGGGUCUCGGCAGGGGAGCGUCCAAUCCCUCGCCGCUGCCGCGGCGCCUCGAGCGUGCGAAAAUGGCUCGCCGAGGCGAGGCUGCUGCGCCAUGGGCUGCGCGCCGCUUCUACACACACAGCAUAGCGCGCUGAAAUCCAGCGGCGCGAGAGGAGAGUGGAGUGGCAUAGCACAGGAAGUUGGCGAGGAAGAGGCGCUUCCGCGCUUCACG